Molecule: messenger RNA, 1266 nt
Organism: Cylindrotheca closterium
Lineage: Eukaryota; Bacillariophyta; Bacillariophyceae; Bacillariales; Bacillariaceae
Source: the annotation of a GenBank genome assembly
AUGAAAUUUUCAACCGCCACCCUCUUCGCUGUAUUUGCUGCUUCUCUCAGCACUUCAAAUGCAAACGCAUACAAGUACAGUCAGCUCCGUCCAAAGCUUCGGCGGCUCGAUGAAAGCAGCGAUGAUGUCGAAGAUGCUGUCACUACAAGAGAAUGUGAACUUGAGGUUGACAGUGGAGAAGAAGUCGAGUUCCAAUGCAAGAGCAAAACAAAGUCGGAACUUAUGGAAACUGAAGAUAAGAUCAAAUACAAAGUUUCGUACGAUGAGAAGGGGCUCAAAGUCAAGGUCUCGUACGAACAAGAAAUUGAAACCGAGACACCCGACAACGAAAACGAAACAGAUAACGAAAACGAAACAGACAACGAAAACGAAAACGAAACAGAUAACGAAAACGAAUCUACAACUGUUGCUGGGGGAGAUGACCGCCGUCGAGCUGAACAGACUCAGACCACCGAAACCGAGUAUGAGGUUGUCUUCGAUCGCCUCAUUGAGUAUGCCAAGCCUAAUGGUGUGGUUGCCGCAUCAGCCACGUCCCAAGCUUACAACUUUGACGAAGAUACUACCGUUAGCUCUAUCGACCUCACCAACAUGUCUGCCUUUACACCUGUCGCUGUCCAACCCAAUGGAGACAUCAAGUGGCAAAUUUCUACUGUUGACGGAGUUGCCACCUUCUUCUUCACUAUUUCCCCAGGCGGAGAAGGAGCCGAAGUAACUGCCAACAAGAUGAAGAUUGAUGUCGAUAUCAAGGGAUAUCAGUGGCAGCAAAGUACCUCCAACAUGGCAGUCUUGGCCAAUGUGGAAAGUGGUACCGAGGUUGACAUUGACUACGAAGACGACGAACAAGUUGUACAGCCUGCUAGUGUUGCUGUCAACUUUGGAACGAGUUCCAUUGACGCCUCGAUGCUUCGCCCCUUUGGAGAAUUCACAUGGGCUCGUGAUGCAGUAGUUUAUACCGCUGGAAAUUCUACCAACUCGACAACCGACACCCCUAUGAUUUCCACUGCUCAGGCUGCCCAAGGAGAUGUAAUUGCUCCUACCAAUGACACAUCUGUUGUGGCCAGUGCUACUAUUCAAGUUGUCGCUACAUCGGCAUCCGAUGGUUCCGAUAGUAUGGCGUUUAGCUUUGUCGGCUCUGGUGCUCAAAUGGCAGAAGAGAUCUUUUGGGAUCCUGAAGCAGGAAUCGGAUAUGCUCCAUCUGGAGCCUUUGGAUUUAGCUUGGUCGGAGUAUGUGGCAUGAUGUUGGCUGCCAUGAUCAGCGCCCUAUAA